Messenger RNA from Folsomia candida, 2018 nucleotides. Its product is annotated as oxygen-dependent choline dehydrogenase. Bases 112 to 1920 code for a protein of 602 amino acids. Lineage: Eukaryota; Metazoa; Arthropoda; Collembola; Entomobryomorpha; Isotomidae. The record is from RefSeq and is a predicted model, not a curated record. Gene Ontology annotation, molecular function: oxidoreductase activity, acting on CH-OH group of donors; flavin adenine dinucleotide binding. The transcript has 9 exons.
CGUUCAAGCACUGCAUUCCAUUCACUCGCAAUAAAACCUGUCUCUAGUUUAAAUACUAUUGCAUACAUAAUUUUUAUUAUUUAUUUACAUAUUUCAAGUAAAUCUUUAAACAUGAAACUCGGGGCCUUCGUCCUUCAAGCCAUUCCUCUCAUAAUGAGUUAUUACGUCAAGAAAUACAUGGAUGACGACAAGGCCGUUGCACUCGUGGAUUUAGAGAGUGAUUUCGGAAUACCACGAAUCGCCAGUUUCGACUUUAUCGUUGUCGGCGGCGGUUCGGCGGGAUGCGUCGUGGCGGGAAGAUUAUCUGAAAAAUUUAACGUUCUCUUAUUGGAGGCGGGUGGGACGCCAGUUCCUCAAAGUUUGGUUCCCUUGUUUACCCGCCAACUUUGGGGCGUUCCCGACAUCCAUUUCAACCAUAAAACUGUCCCGCAGAGAAAUCUUUCUUUAGGAAAUGGUGGGAUUGUGUCUGUCUCGACUGGAAAAAUGCUGGGUGGGAGUGGCUCUCACAACGAUAUGGUUCACCAACGCGCCAGUCCCCUCAGCUGGGAUGCGAUCGCCGCUAGAAUAGGCGACGUUUCAUGGUCAUAUCAAAAUUUGUUGGGUUUAUUCAAAAAGUCGGAGGAUUUUAUUGGCCAACUUAUCAAUCCAGACGAGUCAGAUUACUAUGGGACCGGUGGUCCACUCACCAUUGAUACCCAAUUUUCCGAAAUAUUUCCAAAGUGGGCGGAAGCCGGUGUCCAACUCGGGUAUCCGACCGCGGACCCGAACGCCUUUCAAAUACCGAGUUUUGCCCCUAUUCAUAAAUCAAUGGUGAAUGGGAAACGUGUCAGCUCGUAUACUGGUUAUAUUUCUCCCUAUGAAGGAACCAGGACUAAUCUUACCGUGAUCCGAUAUGCUACAGUGAACAAGGUACUCUUAACCGAAGGUACAAAUCAAGCCUACGGAGUGACAUACACGCGUCACGGGAUACCCCAAAUUGCUCACGCUUCCAAAGAAGUAAUCCUAAGUGCAGGAACUAUCAAUUCACCCUUAAUCUUGAUGCUGUCCGGUAUCGGACCAAAAGAAACUUUGGACGCGGCAAAGAUUCCAGUCAAAGUCGAAUUGCCCCUGGUCGGGCAAAACCUAAUCGAACACAUCUACACGAUUAUCCCUGACUUUACCUACAACGCAUCUGCCGCACCGUACAUCCCACGAAUCCCCGAGGACCAGCUGGAAUCCGCUUUCACAACAUAUUUAGAAACCGGUGUGGGCGAAUUUAGCCAAGUCGUUGGCCCACAAGCGUUCAUAUCGUCGUCUCGCGCAAUCGCGGAGGGGGAAGGAAAUUGGCCCGAUAUCAGGAUAAAUUUUAUCCCAGGUUGCCCCAUCUCGCUAGAUGAUGAGGUAGAAACUAAAGGUUGCGCCAUUGUGGAACUAGAAAGACCAAAAUCGGUCGGAACUGUAUCUCUCAACGUGACCGCGUACUUGGCAGGAGUCACAGAUUUUGAUGGGUUAUCGGAAAUUGAUAUUAAUGCGUUUAGCGAUCCUAGCGAUAUGGACGUUUUUCUUGAUGGAAUGGACAUGGUGUUCAGAGUAGUUGAAGAGACUGAAGCAUUCCAAUCGUUAGGAACGACAUUUGCAGGGUCACCGUUGUCCCGAUGUAGUCACGUGCCAUUCAGAUCGCGGGAGUAUUGGGCGUGCUACGUGCAGCAGGGUGGGUCUGGAGAGAUCAGGCAGGGGCAGUCUUCCACGACGCAUAUUGUGGGGACGUGUUCCAUGGGGAGUGUGACCGACUCAAAGAUGAGGGUUUUAGGAGUCCCCCGUCUCCGCGUCGUGGAUGCCUCAAUUCUCCCAAUCAUACCGAAUGCAAACGUAAACGGUCCCGUGGUUCUGGUCGGGGAAAAGGCGGCAGAAGAUAUAGCAUUGGAUUGGAGUAACUCUUAAUUACACUUUGAAUUUAUGUAUAUUGAACUCGAUGGAAAUGGGAAUAUGUAAAAAAUUCAAGGUCAAAAUAUAGAUUUCGAAGCUGCUACGUCGGAAAA